GACAUUCCUGCAGACACGCGAGAGACACGAGCUCAACGGACUUGCUAGUACGCCUACCAGACUAUUCAUCUGACUUGGACUGGAAAUUGAUGAACCAACACACUUCGCCUUCUUUGCGCCCAGCUGAUUUUUUAUGUUUUUACCUGCCAUGGAGAGUGCUAUCAUCACCACCACCACCACCACCACCAAGCACCAAGCGGCCACUUACAGACUGGCUCUAUCGGACAAGUAUGCCUUCGCUACUUUGGCAAGUACUGCAAAAAGCUUGAGCACAAGUGUCCACGAGUCGAAAGAGUGUACAUCCGUAGUGCUGAAAAGACAGCGCUCCGACAGCCCCGAGCUCCUGCGCUGCAAGCGAAGGCUCGCCUUCAACGGUUUCGGUUACGCUAUUCCUCAGCAGCCACCGGUUGCAGUGGCCAGGCGCAACGAGCGCGAGCGAAACCGGGUCAAGCAGGUCAACAUGGGCUUCCAGACUUUAAGACAGCAUGUCCCCAACGGAGCAGCGAACAAGAAGAUGAGCAAAGUGGAGACCUUACGAUCUGCAGUGGAAUACAUCCGUGCGCUACAGCAGCUGUUGGAUGAGCACGAUGCCGUCUCCGCAGCUUUCCAGUGUGGGUUGCAGUCGCCUCCCUUGUCCAAUGCCUAUUCUGCGGAUCCAGAGUCUCCCCAUUCAACGUACUCCUCCGAUGACGGAACAAAUGAACACCUUAGCUCCGAAGAGCAGGAACUGCUUGAUUUUACAACUUGGUUUGAUAGAUACUAGAUGAAAGAAGACCCAAAGAAGAUUCCCUACGUUUAGUCACCUUUACCACAAGAUACAUCCGUCCCAGGGGAGAGAAGAAACAGUCCUUACGCCAAAAAGUUCAACUGCCAGGACGCGCAUCAUUAGAGCUCAGCGUUGUUGAUGUUCUUUCACAUGGAAAAACAGGAACUGAUGUUUCAAGCCCCAUUGUACAAUGACCUCACAAGGUAAAGGUGAUCUGGCUGAUACCAGGCCAUCAAACACGAAAACUGAACUGGAAGUUAAAGCUGGUCGAAACUUCUGCUUUCCUCUCUUGGAUGAUUUUUUUGCCACUGAGCCUUACCUCUUGAGUUCGAUGUGGAUGUUUUCUAACUGAACUUUUUUUAAAUUCCCAACCCCCAGCUGUCCAUGUCUUCCUGUGAUUGUAAAUACCUCCACUUUUUUACAUUAUGUGUAUAUGCAAUGUUUAUAUAG
Messenger RNA from Engraulis encrasicolus (European anchovy), 1216 nucleotides. Its product is annotated as achaete-scute homolog 1b-like. Gene Ontology annotation, biological process: regulation of transcription by RNA polymerase II; developmental process. Lineage: Eukaryota; Metazoa; Chordata; Actinopteri; Clupeiformes; Engraulidae. The transcript has 2 exons. The record is from RefSeq and is a predicted model, not a curated record. Gene Ontology annotation, molecular function: RNA polymerase II transcription regulatory region sequence-specific DNA binding; DNA-binding transcription factor activity, RNA polymerase II-specific; protein dimerization activity. The coding region runs from base 134 to 763 and encodes 209 amino acids.